This is a messenger RNA of Aspergillus eucalypticola CBS 122712, 1299 nucleotides long. RefSeq lists its product as uncharacterized. Gene Ontology annotation, molecular function: hydrolase activity, acting on carbon-nitrogen (but not peptide) bonds. The coding region runs from base 1 to 1299 and encodes 432 amino acids. The record is from RefSeq and is a predicted model, not a curated record. The transcript has a single exon. NCBI's taxonomy places the organism in Eukaryota, Fungi, Ascomycota, Eurotiomycetes, Eurotiales, Aspergillaceae.
AUGAAAGUUGAUCCUAGGAUUCGUCCUUGGACUCGCAAGGAUCGACGAGUUUACGUGUUCAAAAACGCGAAUAUCGUCAAUUCCAACGAUGGAACAGUCUCGGUCGGUACAGAUGUCAUGAUAUCAGAUGGCAAGAUUAAAGCCGUCAGUUCGACCACUAUCAAUGAACCGGAUGUCAUUGAAAUUGACGCUGAAGGGAUGUAUCUGUGUCCAGGACUCAUUGACUGUCAUGUUCACCUUUCAUUCACCCCUGGUACUUCCACGGUAACCUCUCUAUUCUCAAGCGAUGCCAGGGAAUCAUAUUUCAGACAACCCUAUGUUUGCAGCCAAAUGCUGAAGAAGGGGUUUACCAGCGUCCGGGACACCGCCGGCGCUACGUUCGCCCUUAAAGAGGCCAUUGCAGAGGGUGUCUUCCCUGGACCACGUCUGUUCAUAUCUGGGAAGGCACUAUCCCAAACUGGAGGUCACGGGGACUUCCGCGCGAGACACGAGCAUGACAAUUGCUGUGGUGGGAGAGUCUCCUCCCAGUGUCUGCAACUAUGUGAUGGUGUGCCUGAGUGUCUCAAGGCGGCACGACAAGAGUUGCGAAUUGGUGCCGAUUUCAUCAAGAUCAUGGCAGGGGGCGGUGUUGCUAGCCCCUUUGAUGCUAUACCUGAUCUCCAGUUCACGCCAGAGGAGAUCAAGGCGAUCACUACCGUGGCCGGCAAUCGCAACACAUAUGUCACAGCACAUGCCUACACGCCAACUGCUAUCAAGAUGGCCAUUGAGAAUGGAGUCACCUGUAUCGAGCAUGGAAACAACAUCGACGAGGAAACGGCCACACUGAUGGCACAGAACGAUGUAUUCCUGGUACCGACUCUAGUCACCUACUCUGAAAUGGCUGAAACUUCUUGGUCGGAUUUCCUACCUUCGGGAAUGUCCGAGAAGAAUGCCGAGGUUCUGCAAGAUGGCCUCAAAUCACUGUUGGUAGCUCACAAAGCUGGUGUGGUAAUAUGCUUCGGGACCGACCUGCUAGGUCCUCUAGUAGCAGCUCAGACGAAAGAGUUUGCCUUGAGAGCCCAAGUUCUCUCUGCUGCUGAGAUCCUUAAGAGCGCCACCGUUAGUGCGGCUAAAUUGGUUCGACAUGAGGAGUUGCUGGGUCAAAUCAAGCCGGGCUACUUCGCAGACCUACUUGUUCUGAACACGAACCCAUUGGAGGACAUUUCAGUAUUUGAUAGGCCUAUGGAGCAUCUUAUGGCAGUCAUUAAAGAUGGAAGGGUGGAGGUCAGCCAGUGGGAUCGACUUCCGACAGACGUCUAA